GCCCUCUGUUUCUCUCUCCUCUCGCAUUCAGAGAGUAGCAGAGGAUCAGAGGGUGCGCCACUGAACCCUCUCUCUGUCUCAUAAGAUCCUAAUCGUCCACCUUCUUUUUCUCCAUAUUCAGGUUAUUGAAGCAAUCUUUGGCUUUUCUCCCCAUAUUUCCAGUUUUGGGCUAAGUGCUGAGAGGUUUCUAGGAUUGGUUUUUAGGCCUUAAUGGGGAAAAAGGUGAAGAAGAAGACACGCACUGUUCAGAAGGAGAAGCGAGUUUCUACUGCUUCUCCAACAACUGUCUCCCAACCGAGCAUUCUAAGCGCUGAGACUGCUGAUGAUGCUGUUUCAGCUGUAAAAGAGAGAAAGACAUGUGCCCAUCUUGAUAAGGGUAUUGAUUUGGAUAAACUUUCUUCGAAGCUUAGGUCUUCGGAACCCAUUAGAUGUGAAGAUUGUAGGGAAGGCGUGGUUGAUAGAAGGGCAGUCAAGGGAAAAGGUAAGCAUGGAAAGAAUAAGGGAGGUGGUGGGUCUGUGGAUUCAAAAUCAAAUUCUAAAGCCAUUUGGGUCUGUUUGGAGUGUGGACAUUUUUCAUGUGGAGGGGCUGGAUUGCCAACCACACCUCAGAGCCAUGCUGUUCGGCAUGCCAAACAAAACCGACAUCCAUUGGCCGUCCAAUUUGAAAACCCCUAUCUGUUAUGGUGUUUCCCGUGCAGUAAACUGAUUCCUGUUCAAAAAUCAGAAGAGAAUAGUAAAGAGAAAGAUGUGUUGCAUGACAUUGUGAAGUUAAUAAAAGGACAACCAGCUGAAGGAUACUCAAACUUGGAUGCUGAGAAUGUCUGGUUUGGGAAUGGCAGUGUCACAAGUGAGAUGAAAUCAGAAAACAUCGUAUCAACUAGUAUUGAUAGCGGAGGUUAUGUUGUUAGAGGUCUGGUUAAUUUGGGGAACACUUGUUUCUUCAAUUCAGUCAUGCAGAAUCUUUUGGCAAUGGAUAGGUUGCGGGAUUAUUUCUUGAAACUGGAAGAAACUGUUGGGCCCCUUACUGUCUCCAUGAAGAAGCUCUUCAGUGAGACAAGUCCAGAGAGUGGCUUGAGAAAUGUGAUACAUCCAAGAUCCCUUUUUGGGUGUCUUUGUGCCAAGGCUCCCCAAUUUAGGGGAUAUCAACUGCAUGAUAGUCAUGAAUUGCUUCGUUGUUUGCUUGAUGGGUUGUAUGCUGAAGACUCAGCUGCAAGAAAACAAGCUAAAUCUUCUCAGGAAGUUGGGAAGUCUCCAUCUCCGCCUUCUACUUUUAUAGAUACCAUCUUUGGUGGACAACUCUCUAGUACUGUGACUUGUUUGGAAUGUGGACAUUCUUCAGUAGUUCAUGAGCCAUUUUUGGAUCUUUCACUGCCAGUUCCAACUAAGAAACCUUUGUCUAAGAAGGCACAACCAGUUUCACAAGCCAAGAAACCAAAAGUUCCUCCAAAGAGAAGUGGAAGAAUUCGUUCAAAAGUUCACAGAGAUGCAAAUCCUUCACUAGGUCGGACUGUUUCAGAUCCGUCAAUUGGUGGCCAGUCUUCUUGGCAAGGACAGUCUGGUGACCCUGUGGCAGAAAACACAGUGGCUUUUUCAGGUGAUUCUACAUCUUUGGAGUCUGUUGCCCCAACUGCAGCCGACAGCAAUGGUUCAGCUUUGCAUAUGGUCUCAACUACUCAAGAAUCUGAAAACAAGCAAUUCCUUGAGGAUGUUUCACGCCAUGAUUCGAUGUGGAUGGAUUAUCUCGAGCUUGGGGCAAUUUCAGAUUCCCAGGAUAUGGCUUCACAAAUUAAUGAUAUUUCUGAGAUUCAGGAUUCUGGAAAUAAGGAUGGUGUUCAGAAUAAUGUUGAAAAUACAGUAGAAACUAGUAAGGAGAUUCAUCCAAUAUAUACGGAGGGAACAGCACCUUCAUCAGGUGAUUUGAUAUGGUUGGAUUACUGUGAACCAGAUAAAUUGUCAGAUGGCAAUGCUAUGGUAUCACAAAGCAAUGAUGCCUCAGAAAUUCAAGCUUCUGAAAAUAAGGAUACUGUUCAGGGUGAGGUUAUUGAAAAGCUUAGCUUAGAAUCUUGCAGUCAGGUUUGUUCUAUGGAAUCAAAUCUUAAAGUGGAUCAUUCCGAGAAUUUUUGGGAAGAUGAGGCUCCAUUACAGGUGCAACAUUCUGAAAUUCUGUUGCUUCCAUACAAAGAAGAUACCUCAGCUAGUGGUGAGAUAUCGAGAGGAGACGGUGAGGUUUCCUCGUCAGCUCUUGGUUGUGAACCAGAUUUGUUAGAUUUUGAUGGCUUUGGAGACUUAUUUAAUGAACCUGAGGCUGCUGCAGGACCUAGUGUGAAGCCCUUGUCAAGUGACAAUGCUACUGAGGCAAAUGAGGUUGCGGAUGUUGGUUUUUUGGCCAAAAACAGCAGCGAGUCUGAUCCAGAUGAGGUUGAUCAUACUGAUUCUCCUGUUUCCAUUGAUAGUUGUUUGGCUCAUUUCACAAAGCCAGAGCUUCUCUCCAAAAAUGAGCAUGCUUGGCAAUGUGAAAGUUGUUCAAAAGCUCUACAUGAACAAAGGAUGAAAUUGAAGAAAAAACUGCAGAAACCUACAUCAAGUUUGGUGGUAAGUGGAGGAGAGAAUAGAAAUCCAAAUGCUCCUUUGGGUUUUAGCGAGGAUUGCCUUUUGCCUACUGAGGCCAGCAACCUUAUUAAUGGAGAUAUCAAAAGAGAUGCAAUUGAUACUUCUGAUGAAAGCUUGUCAUUACAUAAUGGAACAAUAAAUUCUAUGCGGAGCUGCACACUUGAAACCGGUCAGAAAGCUGAGUCGAACCUGGUAACUUCCCAGUUGGUCAACGGAAAAGUUGAGAUGGACGAUGCACUUCCCAGUCUAUUGAAGUCUUCAAGUUGGUAUAAACCUAGCUGUCAAGCCUGUGAUUCUUGCAGUGUUAAUGAGCCUGGCAGUGCUGGGUGCAACACUGAUAAAGUGCAGAAUGAGGAUGACAUUGAGGAUGAAGAGACAAAUUCUGAGACUGUUAAAGUGAAGAGGGAUGCAACUAAAAGGAUCCUCAUUAAUAGGGCUCCACCUGUCUUGACCUUUCAUCUGAAGAGGUUCAGCCAAGAUGGUCGAGGUCGCUUAAGUAAACUUAAUGGCCAUGUGGUUUUCAAAGACAUAAUUGAUCUCAAGCCAUACAUGGAUCCCAGGUCUGUGGAGAGAGAGAAGUACAAUUACCGUUUGGUUGGGGUGGUUGAACAUUUAGGGAAUAUGAGAGGAGGCCACUAUGUUGCAUACGUGAGAGGAGGUGCAAAGAGCCUAGGGAAGCCUGAGAAAGAAAAUGGAGAAUUUGUCUGGUAUUACACUAGUGAUGGUUACGUGCGCGAGUCUUCCUUGGAAGAAGUUCUUCGUUGUGAUGCCUACAUUUUAUUCUACGAGGAGUUCUGAAACAUAUAUUUGUUAUUCAUUUUUAUCACGCUUCUGGUUGAGCGGGGAUUUAGCACCCCAUGAGAGAGAGGUCCACAGAGAGAGAGAGAGAGAAAGAGUACAGUUACCAUAUGGUUACAUUUGGGAAAAUAUGAGGGGAGGCCACUACGUCCCAUACGCAUGUGAGUCUUCCUAGGAAGUUCUUCGUUGUGACACCUACAUUUUAUCACACGAGGGGUUCUGAAAGAGUGGGGAUUCAGCACCCCAUGAGAGAGAGAGAGAGAGAGAGAGAGAGGUAAGUUUAACGAAAUAUUUAUACCCAUUUUUUUGUUGUGCGCUGAUCUCAAAAAUGUAAAUCUUUAAAGUUUAA
Molecule: messenger RNA, 3757 nt
Organism: Ilex paraguariensis (yerba mate)
Lineage: Eukaryota; Viridiplantae; Streptophyta; Magnoliopsida; Aquifoliales; Aquifoliaceae
Source: the annotation of a GenBank genome assembly